AUGGGAUCUCUCCUCGAUCAACAGUAUGAGAUCUAUGGUCAAGGUGGAGGGCCACCAUUGCUCCUAGACGCAGACUUUAAGCCACAGCACCCUCGGAAAAGACGGAAGCUAUCAAAGGAACCGUACAAUGCCUUAGAGCAGUUACUGGGAAUUGCUUCGCAAAACAAGGGGAAAGCGGCUUCACCAUCUAGGCUUCCUGGAGGCUUUCCUCCAGAGUGCUCGUUUCGGGCACUUGCUGUCUACUCGUUUCUAAGAACGUUAAGCGUUCAGCUUCGGCUGUCACCAUUUACACCGAAUGUCUUCCUACGUGCGCUCUACCUUCCUUAUCCCAACAAGCUACUCGGGGAAGUUCAUGUCAGCUUGUUGCGUUCACUUUUACUGAACUUAAAUUUGGGGUACGGUUUCAAGCAAAAAGGCGCUGCAACGCACUACCACAAGAGACGUCUGAUUGACAAUCUUCGGAUGCCGCUCCGCGGUGGCGAUAAUCUAACAUAUCUUGACGGCUUGUCCUGGCCAUUGUUCUUUGAUGAUUAUAGUCACUUGACUGCUGAUCGACUUUGGAGAUCAGUGGUGGACACCAAAAGUUACGCUGAUAUCAGGCCAACAGAAUCGGACACACUUGGAUACCCGGACUACGAAGACGAGCAAUUCGCCAAAGUGAAGGAGACCACCAUUUUGCAUUCGAAAACAUACACACUCCCUGCUUCUAGUUAUUCUCCUUCAACAGCAAGUGGUUCAAUGGCAUCCGGGGCUUCGAAAAUGAGCGUACAAUCCAAAGCCUUGGAAAGUGCAAAGUCGAAGGUCCACGAUGCAGGGCAGCAGUCGUCGAGCUCACGAGAACCUGUGAAGGCGACCAUAGAUAGUGGAAGUGAUCAAAAGGAAGCCAUGAGUCCUUCUACCCAGCAGUCAAGAGGGCGACGCUCGUUGCCAAUACACAAAAGAUCGGGUCCAAGUUCAAGCGAAGCUGGCGGGCCCUACAAAACCCAAGCUCUACAGCAAAGCAACUAUACAUAUAAAGCGGAACACGCCGUUCAUGCUGGAACUCAAUUGCCUACAAGUUUUGGCUAUAAAUAUCCUGGAGUGCACCCACCUCAUGCGCAAUCUACAGAGACUUCAUAUGUCCCAGAACGACCUUUGAAUGUGGAAGAUAAUGUUGCUGAUGCAUUGAGAAGCUUUGUGUCCAAGAUUCCAUCACGUAGCGAAAAUUCUAUUGACCAAGAAGACAUGAACGUCUCGUUGCUUCAAUUUGGCAAUGAUGACGAACUUCCGAGCGGUGAUCGUCACUUCGUCCACUUCGAGCCUAUGAAAGCGAUGCGUUCCGGAAUUCCAUACCACCGGCUUCGACUAAGCCAGAAACUUGAUAUUCUUGAAUUCCUGAUGGACGAAUUGUUAGAGGUAGCAGUGGUAGCAGCGGAGUUUUCCAUGCGCCAUGGAAGCCUUUACGUCUAUCCGUACUCGUACGCUGCUUGGCCGAAGAAAAGUGAGUUCGAAUCUCUCAACAAUGAAGACCAGUGUGGAGUCUGCGGGCUGGAGGGAGAUUUGCUCUGUUGUGAUGGUUGUUCAAGAAGCUAUCACAAAGAGUGUAUUGGCAUGAAACCGACAGAAGAACUACCAGAGGGAGAGUGGCUUUGUCCCGAAUGCCAAGUUGCCGAUCCUUCUAAAUUUGGUCCUCUCUAUGGAGGACAGAAAGCAUCCGUUGACUGGGUCCGAGUCAGGGACGUAUCGAGUAGAAUACAGGCCGACGCUUUGAAUCAAAGUCAUGAUCAGCCUUUGCCUUCGAAUGGAGAAACGAUCCCAAGUAUUACGCAGCUGGAUGUAAACACAAUUCAACAGUCUACGCUCAUCGGUAAUUCAAAUCAGUCGCUUCCGGCUGGGCCAAGCGUUGCCUUAUCAAAUAUUGCAGUGCAACCCGACACAAAAAAUCACUUCACUGCCGCUUUUGGGCAAACACUUCCACAACAAAUGAGUGCGAAUGCCCUUGUUGGGCCGAAUCAGCAAACGUUGCCGCACACUAGCAUGGGUGUUCCAAAUGAAUUGACCGCUGUUCCAACUUCAGCAUCGACUCAAAUCACACAAAACAUGCAACCGAAUAGUGCAGUAUUUGAUCAGUUCAGGUUUCUGAUAGUCCAUGGCUUUGUUUUUCAGCGCAAAGACUCAGAUGUGCCUGGCACUGCUCCAUAUACAGCGCUCUUGGAAGCUGAGGUGAACGACUGCAUGAGUCGUUUUCAGUUGCCGAUUGCCCAAGAGUGGCCUUUUCGGCAAAUUCCAACUGCUGAGAAUACUGGAAGCAUGCAUUUUCCUUCUUUCCAUAACUAUUUCCUUUCGUCGGAGUCAUUCAAUCCAUCCAAAUAUGUUAACAAAUACACUCGAGCACUUGUGCCAUUCUCCUUCAAGGCCAGCGUUGGAAUUCAGGAUUUUCCAUUGCUAUCAAAAACCUUUGAAAGUGAAUGCAACUCAAGCACGGCACGGAUGCUUACAGAAGUAAUGCAGCGGGAUAUGUCUCUCGACAGCCACGUUGCAACAUGCCUUCGUAGACAAACUAAACUCUUCAAUCCAUAUGAGCUUGUUGCUGGCUACAUGCUGAAGCUUGAUGCGUCACUGCGGAAGGCAUGCCUUAUGGACAGUUCUUGGGAGUCGGGAAAGAUCAGAGCAGUCCACGAAGUUUGGUCCGAGAAUGUCAAGAAAUCAAAGUCAUUGUAUAGGCUCGCCAAUUUACUGGUGAAACUGGUUGACCACAUUCAUCCCCGAGCUUUCUUGGAAGGCUGGAAUCAUAACUCGCUUCUCAAGAAACAAGAAUCGGAGCACAUGUCUGAGCGGAAUUACGAAACGCUACCAGCUGAGUGGGAUAAAAAGAAAGAAUGCAGAAAGCGCCGUUGGGAAACAACCCCUUCAAAUCUGUUGAUGACUCUGUGUUCGCGAGAAAAAGUCAAGCUUUCCUCGUUUGUCAAAGGCAUCAAUCCAGCUAGCAUUCAGAUUACUGCUGUAAGAAGUCACCGAAAGAAGGCUAGAACGUCUGCUGACAAACAUGCUGCCAAGAUGAUAGAAGAACAUCUAGUGCGGAUGGCCAAGGCGGUUGACACUAGUGGCGCUGCUAUGCACGUGGACAGGAAAUCACCCGAAGCACUGCCUAGUUAUGUCGACACGAGCGACAUUAUCCCACCACAGAAGCCAUAUCCAGCAUACUUUCAGUUUGCAAAUCGGCGCCGAUUGGAGAUGAAGGAAAAAUACCCAGGUAUCAGCAGUGUUGAGAUUUCGAAAAUGCUAUCUGACAUUUGGAAAAAUGAAUCGGACGAAUUCCGAGAAAAAUUUUCUAUAGAAGAAAUGAAGCAAAGAAAAGAAUACAAGAUUGCAAUGGAAGAAUAUCACAAAAAGGUGAAAGAAAGGGUUGCAGCUGUACAAUCGGGGGCUGGGGAGAAAGAAGACGCCGCCGAUGCAGACGAGAAGUCAAAUGACGCUGAUGAUACAGCAACGAAGCAGUCGAACCCCAAGAGUCCUGCGUUAGAUAAAAACACUUCACGUCGAUCAAGGAGGUCUGGCAGAAUUGCAAGGACUUCCGAUCACAACGAGCCUGCAGCAGCCCCAUUUACAUCUAUCGCCUCUGGUCAGGCACCUUCGAAUACCUUCAGUUCAAAAUCGGUCUUCGAAAGCAAGAGGAAACACAUGAUUGCUGUUGAAAAGCUGCUCAAGAGCGCGACGCAAAAAGAGACCUUCUGGCCUAUCGCAGGAAGGAUUCCUUUUUCGACUGUUGGAGAUUUGCCACCAAAAGUAAUGCAGAGGUUAGGUCGUAACGGUGGAGCGGCAAUAGCACCACACGUAGCUUACAACACGGCUCACGAGGUUGGUCAAAUCUGCAAUUCACACAUUUGGAGGAAGAAGACUGGUGCUUGUAGGACCUUUGAAGAUCUUAUCUACCAAGCUCGGAGACUAGAAUCGUUUUUGGAUCGACAGGCAAUGCAUUCUUUCGAGGGUACGGUGAGGCGAGGCAAGUCACAGUUCCUGAAAGAGGUGCGGUGUUCACAAGUUGAUCCGGGAACGGGUUUGCUUCAUCACUUCAUCGUCAACAAAAAGAGCGGCAGAGGGUGUUGGAUGUCUGAAGAUAUGAUGGAUGUGGCGUCGUCAACCCUCGAACAGUUGAGGCGCAAAACUAGACAAGUCGAACUUCGCCGCGAACGUGCAAGAGUCGCACAAAUGGCGAAGAAAGCGAAAAUACUAGCAAAUAAAGCACUCGCAGGACAAACGAAAGUAUCCAGCACGCCGGUCCAGGAAGCUUUCCCCAGAGGUGCCCAUGACCUGGCCUCACUUGCAACAUCACGACAGAUUAAUGUGCCUAGUCGUACUACAGCAAACGUAGGGACCGCAAACUAUGAGGUUGCUGCCAGGCAUGGGCAAGGCAACCGUCCCCAACCGCAGAAUGGCCUUGCUGGAAUCCAAAUGCAGCUGCAAUUGUCUUUAAAACGGCAUGAAAUGGAUGCCCGGCAACUAUUUCAAACCUUUUCAAUGGUCGGUAUGAGACCAACAGGAGAAAGGGGUCUAGCUCUGAGGCAAAAGAACUUUCCAACAGUGAAAGCUUCCGCUACACAGCUGCAAAAAUAUCAGCCUGAUUUUCUUUGUGGGGAUGCACAUGUCAUCGGGAUGAUGAAACACGUCGAGAAAAUUGCUAUUGGAGUGACGCUAGAUUCGUUUCCAAAAGGUAACCAGGUUCAGAAUAGCGGUGCGAAUGAUCAACAGGGGCAGGCAAUCGGUGUACAUGGGACCAAUGCAACAGGAUUGUACAAUCUCCCUCGGGAAGGAUCCAAAGGUCUUCAAUUAUUCAACUCGUCUCAAUCGAAUCCAAUGGAUGAGUUUGACCCGACACCAAUUACAAAUGCCCAACUGAAUGGACGUGGAGGAAAAGUAUCGUCACUUACGGGGAAUUUACAAAGUUCGUGCAACAGACAGCAGAAUCCUGUACCAAUUAGGCAAGGUGCUAGUACGGGAAUGGUUGCUCGCCAGAUAACCCCGAAUAUUUCAAUGAAACUGGGUUCGCAUGGAGCACCAGCGAAUAGUCCACCGAACUCAACUGGUCACGAUCAACGGGGACUCGCACCAAUCACCUCGCGAGUCUCGGCGGUUGGACAGAAUCAGGGGUGGAAUGGAAUGGGGAACUUCAAACACACUCCGCAGGCCACUGGUAUAUCUCAAGCACUUCUUCAACAAAGCCUUCAACAAAAUGUUGGACCUAAUUCCCAGAGUCAUGUUCCACAGCAAUUUUCACACCAGAUGCUGCAGCAGGCAGUCAAUUAUCAGAAACAAAAUUUGAUGGGUCAGCAGCAAAACACACAAGCUCCAGGGCAAGCGAACCUGGCACAGCAUAUCGCCAAUCAGCGGGCGCAAAGUUAUCAGAAACAGAAUCUAAUGGGUCAGCAGCAAAACGCACGAGCUGCAGGGCCAGCGAAUCUGGCACAGCAUAUCGCCAACCAGCGGGCGCAAAGUUAUCAGAAACAGAAUCUAAUGGGUCAGCAGCAAAACGCGCAAGCCCCAGGGCCAGCGAACCUGGCACAGCAUAUCGCCAACCAGCGGGCGCAAAGUUAUCAGAAACAUAAUCUAAUGGGUCAGCAGCGAAACGCACAAGCUCCAGGGCAAGCGAACCUGGCACAGCAUAUCGCCAACCAGCGGGCGCAAAGCUAUCAGAAACAUAAUCUAAUGGGUCAGCAGCAAAACACACAAGCUCAAGAGCAAGCGAACCUGGCACAGCACAUCGCCAACCAGCGGGCGCAAAAUUAUCAGAAACAGAAUCUAAUGGGUCAGCAGCAAAACGCACAAGCUCCAGGGCAAGCGAACCUGGCACAACAUAUCGCCAACCAGCGGGCGCAAAAUUAUCAGAGGCAAAUCUUAAUUGGUCAACAACAAAGCGCACAAGCACCAGGGCAAGGGAAUCUGACACAUGACAUUGCAUCCCAGCGGGCGCAAAAUUAUCAGAACCAAGUUCUAAUGGGUCGGCAACAAGGCGUACAAGCUCCAGGGCAAGUGAAUCUGACACAGAACAUCGAAUCCCAGCGGGCGCAAUAUAAUCAAAGCCUUGGGACAGAUCCACAACCCCACUCUCACCAAGGAAGGAGCGCUUUGAGUCAACAACAGAUGCAGCAAUUACAGCAGAUGCAACAAAUGCGACAGCAACUAAAGGGGUGGCCACAGCAAGGGAACUUCUUUCCUCCAUCGAACGGUAUGCAAUGA
This is a messenger RNA of Cylindrotheca closterium, 6213 nucleotides long. The record is from the annotation of a GenBank genome assembly. Lineage: Eukaryota; Bacillariophyta; Bacillariophyceae; Bacillariales; Bacillariaceae.